UCCAGCACCAGCAGCUCCCGCUGCCACAGCCUCAGCUCCAGCACCAGCAGCUCCCGCUGCCACAGCCUCAGCUCCAGCACCAGCAGUGCCUGCCACCCAUGUGGUACCCACUGCCCCUGACCCGGUACCUGCUCCCAGAACUUUGUACACCCCCAAGCCUACUCCCAAAUCAAUGUUUGGUCCCAAGCCCCGUUAUUCCCGGCCUGCUCCGAGGCCUCCUGUCUUUGCCCCCAGAACUGUGCCCAGGCUGGCUCCUUGGACUUCCCUACAGACUUUUGCCAGUCCUGGGCACCCACCAAUGUUUGUUCCCAUGUCUCUCCCUGUCCUGGUCCCAGUGUCUGUGUUUGUUCCCAUUCCUGUCCCCGGUGGUGUUUCUGUUCCCGUCCCAGUCACUGUAUUUGUUUCUGUCCCCGUCUCUGUCAUGGUUCCAGUUCCCCUGUCCAGUUUUUCUCAGCCCCCUGUCCAGUCUCAGCCCCCUGUCCAGUCUCAGCCCUGUGUUCUGUUCCCUGUCCAGUCUCAGUCCCCAGUCCAGUCGUUUGUUCAGUCUGAACCCCCUGUCCAGUCCCAGUCUCAGUUCCCUGCCCGGUCUACGUCUCCUGUCCAGUUUCCAUUUCCUGUCCAGUCCCCUAUCCCGUCUCCGUUCCAGGUCCUGUCCCCGUUUCGUGUCCAGUCUCAUGUCCAGUCUCAGCCCCUGUUCGGUCGUUAGUCCCGUCUAUGUUCCCUUCCUCUGUUCCCUCUCUCUCGGCGCCCCUGGUAGUGGCGCCGUUGAAGGGGGGUUAUGUUACACCCUAGCCUAAGUCUGUGUUAUGUUUCUCCCUCAUUUGUUCCCUAGUGCUCCUCCCCUCUGUUUUCCUGUCAUGUGUUCACAGCCACGUGUUUCUGUUGUGUAUCUGUCACGUCUUAGCCCUGCCCUAACCAUCAGUGUUCUCACCUGUGUCUUAUCUGUAGCCCUGCCCCCUCAUCAGCCCUGCCCAGGUGUUCCUCCUGUAUUUAAGCCCCUCUGUUUGUACGUGCUGUGUCGAGUCUUUUGUGUUUUCUAGUCUGUUAAUCUAACCUUGAAUCCUGUUUGUAGUGUUUAGCCUUAGUAGCCUAGCCUUGUAUCCUAGUGUUUGUAUCCCAGUCUUUACCCCAGUCUUAGCCUUCGUUUAUGUAUUUUGUUUUCUUUUC
Messenger RNA from Astyanax mexicanus (Mexican tetra), 1167 nucleotides. Its product is annotated as BCL-6 corepressor-like protein 1. The transcript has 2 exons. Lineage: Eukaryota; Metazoa; Chordata; Actinopteri; Characiformes; Acestrorhamphidae. The coding region runs from base 173 to 706 and encodes 177 amino acids. The record is from RefSeq and is a predicted model, not a curated record.